UAUACACAGACACAGACUCAGAGCAGAGCAGAGACAGAGACAGAUACAGACACAGACUCAGAGCAGAGACAGAGACAGAUACAGACACAGACUCAGAGCAGAGACAGACACAGACAAAGGGGCAACAAUAGCACCAGAACCUGAGUACAGACAGAAAGCACAUUAAGUUAUUGGAGAUGUCUGAGGACAUCUAUGCUGUGCCAGAUAUGACAAAGAAGGUCAAGUUUAUUAACAGAGGUGAGAUGAAGGAGAGGAUUGUGGAUAUCUACGUCAGUGCAGACACCCUGAGAGACGGUGAGACCAGCACCAAGAGAGAAGAAACAGUAGACACUGCUCCUAAUAAUGGACCAGGAGACCAGCACUCAGUACAUGUUCAGUGGUGGAAGAGACCCUCUGGAGUUGCUGCAGUGUGUCUGGGGCUGCUGUGUGUUCUCUUACUGGCUGGGAUCAUUGGCCAGUCGUUACAAUACAGCAACGUCUCAAAGAACUCAUCUGCAGAGAGAGACCAGCUACAGACCAGUUACAAUAACCUGACUAAAGAGAGAUACCAGCUAGAGUCCAAAUACCAUAACCUGACUAAAGAGAAAGACCAGCUACAGGCCAGUUACAACAACCUGACUCAAAAGAGAGACCAGCUACAGACCAGAUACAGCAACCUGACGAAUGAGAGAGACCAGAUACAGACUGAGAAAGCGUUUCUGAAAAUGAGGCUGACCAAUCUCAAACGAACAUGCCCUGAAGGCUGGCAGAAGUUUGAAUCCAGUUGGUACUUCCUGUCUACUGAGACUAAAACCUGGAAGGAGAGCAGAGAGGACUGUCUGGAGAGAGGAGCAGACCUGGUGAUCAUAAACAGUGAUAAGGAACAGACAUUUCUCUUCAACCUCAACAAGAGAGUCUGGAUUGGUCUGACUGACUCUGAUAAUGAGGGGACCUGGAAAUGGGUGGACGGCACCCCACUGACCACAGGGUACUGGUAUUACCCACAACCUGAUAAUGCAGGUCCUACUCAGAACGAGGACUGUGUUGAGAUACGUAAUGACCAGCUUCCUCUAAAGGCAUGGAACGACUUGUCAUGUGACAGCCAACUCAACCGGAUUUGUGAGAAAGCGUUUUAACAUCACCAUGACAACAUACUGUAACACAUAAAGCAGCCUACAGUGCACGGAACUUCCUCCUUCAAUCUCUCUCUCUCUCUCUCUCUCUCUCUCUCUCUCUCUCUCUCUCUCUCUCUCUCUCUCUCUCUCUCUCUCUCUCUCUCUCUCUUCUCCCUCUUUCUCCCUCUUUCUCCCUCUUUCUUCCUCCCUCUCCCUCUCCCUCCUGCACGCACACACAUUGUAUUUGUUUGUAUUAGCAUAUGAAUAAAAGUCCUACUCAUUUCCUAAAAUUGUA
Molecule: messenger RNA, 1389 nt
Organism: Oncorhynchus gorbuscha (pink salmon)
Lineage: Eukaryota; Metazoa; Chordata; Actinopteri; Salmoniformes; Salmonidae
Product: C-type lectin domain family 4 member M-like
Exons: 6
Coding region: 177-1115 (312 amino acids)
Source: RefSeq, a predicted model, not a curated record